This is a messenger RNA of Anoplopoma fimbria (sablefish), 1436 nucleotides long. It is a transcript of the gene mapk12b, whose product is annotated as mitogen-activated protein kinase 12b. Lineage: Eukaryota; Metazoa; Chordata; Actinopteri; Perciformes; Anoplopomatidae. Gene Ontology annotation, cellular component: nucleus; cytoplasm. Bases 212 to 1294 code for a protein of 360 amino acids. The record is from RefSeq and is a predicted model, not a curated record. The transcript is spliced from 12 exons. Gene Ontology annotation, molecular function: ATP binding; MAP kinase activity. Gene Ontology annotation, biological process: protein phosphorylation; intracellular signal transduction.
UGUGUGUGUUGGGGGUGGCUACCCUGCAAAGCGCUCAAGUGGUCCACUGGUUCAUCUGGAGGAAUUUGCGCCGCACCAAACUUUCCACUCCGGGACGGACUGCGCGUCUUGGUCGUUCGGAAAUAGAAAAAAAAAGAAAUACUCAGUUCGUUCACAUGAGCGGACGGAGCUGACCCACAUCCUGACCUCAGCUUUGUCCAGUCGGUCCGGUAUGGCUGUGCGGUCCAGGACGGGAUACUACCGACAGGAGGUAAACAGAACCGCGUGGGAAGUGCCGGAGAGGUACAGGGACCUGAAGCAGGUCGGGACAGGAGCCUACGGGACCGUGUGUUCAGCAUGGGACCGCCGGAUGGGGACGCAGGUGGCCAUUAAGAAACUUCAUCGGCCCUUCCAGUCUAAACUUUUUGCCAAAAGGGCCUACAGGGAGUUGCGACUCCUCAAACACAUGAAGCACGAAAACGUAAUCGGGUUGAUGGAUGUUUUCACUGCAGAGAUCGCAUUGGACCGCUUGCGUGACUUUUACCUGGUGAUGCCGUUCAUGGGCACUGACCUCGGCAAGCUGAUGAAGCUGGAGAGAUUGUCAGAAGACAGAGUGCAGUUCCUCGUCUAUCAGAUGCUGAGAGGACUCAAGUAUAUCCACUCUGCAGGGAUCAUCCACAGGGACCUUAAACCUGGAAAUUUAGCCAUCAACCCGGACUGUGAGCUAAAGAUUCUUGAUUUUGGCCUGGCGAGGCAGGCCGACGCGGAGAUGACCGGCUACGUUGUGACGCGCUGGUACCGAGCACCCGAGGUUAUCCUCAACUGGAUGCACUACACACAAACGGUGGAUAUUUGGUCGGCAGGUUGUAUCAUGGCAGAGAUGCUGCUGGGGAAACCGCUAUUCAAAGGAAGUGAUCACCUGGACCAGCUCAAAGAAAUCAUGAAGAUUACAGGAACCCCAGCAGCUGACUUUGUUGUGAAGCUACAGAGCCAAGAUGCCAAAAACUACAUCAGAAGUCUGCCAAAAGUUCCAAAAAAAGACCUGCAUUCCCUUUUCUCCAAAGCUAGCUUGAAUGCGGUGUGCGUCCUGGAAAAGAUGCUGCUCCUGGACCCGGAGCGGAGGGUGAGCGCCUCUGAGGCGCUCGACCUGCCUUUCUCCAGCGAGUACAGAGAUGCUGAGGAGGAGACGGAGGCGCUGCCUUAUGAUCAGACCAUGGACAACACGGACCUGCCCUUGGACCAGUGGAAACGUCACACUUUCACAGAGAUACUGACCUUCAGGCCGCCCAGGGACACCAGAGAGACGUCACUUUAAGAGCACACACAUACACACAUUGGGCACACAUACACAUCUGUGCCCAAAAACACUAUGUUCUUGUUGACUUUGCUUGUGUUUGUGUACGAGUAAUAGAUAUGAUUAGUUUGUUAAAGUUUCAAUAAAUGUGAUAUGCUCAGUU